Messenger RNA from Clunio marinus, 285 nucleotides. Lineage: Eukaryota; Metazoa; Arthropoda; Insecta; Diptera; Chironomidae. The record is from the annotation of a GenBank genome assembly.
AUGCAAAUGAAAAUUCUUGAUGAAAAAUUUUUGAAAACUUUUCAUCGAGAUUUAGGUCAAGUUGUAAUGAGAACUCCACCCUUGCAUGAAUAUAAACGUUUUGUUUUCUUCGUAAAUGAACAAAAUAUCUAUGAAAACAAAGUUGACUUAUGUGGUGAUGGUGGUGAACUUUCUAGAAGAGUGUUGACAAAGGGAAGAGUGUGCCACCUAAAUGAUAGCGAUCAGAGUUUAGAACUACAUAAGGCUUAUGACUUUUAUGCUAGAACUUUACAUGACAUGGAAUGA